UCCAAUGCAAUAUAAACGUCUGCUUAUAGUAAAGAAUUCGUUGGCAAACAAGUUUUAAAAUAUAAUUAUUACUCUUUAUUAUAGAUGUAAAUAUUAGUGUAAGAGUGUAUAGUUACCGAUUGAAAGAUGAAUAGUUGUGUCUCAGAUAAAAGUUCUACUUAAACGUGAUCACAAAUUUUGACGUUUCUUCUUCUCACGAAUUCGAAAAUUACUCUACAUAGUUAUUAAAAAGUAAAAUUGAAAAAAAGGAUCAAAAUGUGGGUCAAAUGUACAGCAAUUUUAAGAUACAAUAGAAAUUUUCGAUUUGUUCAAUUGCGACAACUAUCGCAAUUAGAUGCAAAAACCAACGAUAAUGCCGAUUCAAAAAUGCAAGCAUGGCAAAUAAAUUCUUAUGGGGGCAUUCAAGAAUUACAAUUAAAUAAAGCAACCAUUCCAGUGUUAUCAAAUCCAAAUGAUGUUUUGGUAAAGAUUGAUGCUUCGAGUGUCAAUCCAAUUGAUGUAGCUAUGAUUAAUGGUUAUGGGUCAAAAGUACUUAAUCUAAUGCGUCAAGCCAAAGGUUGUUGUGGAAAACCUUACAGCGACAUUGAAUUUCCAUUGACAAUGGGCAGAGAUUUUGCUGGAACUGUCGUCUCAAAAGGACAUGGUGUUGAUAAAUUUAAAGUAGGCGAUGAAGUUUGGGGUGUUAUACCUGUUGAACAGCAAGGAUGUCAUUCAAACUUUGUAGUUGUCAAUAGUUGCUUGACAAAUCUGCGACCUCAAAAUAUUACCUACAUUGAAGCAGCCAGUAUUUUGUACGCAGGUUUAACAGCCUGGUCAGCACUUUAUUAUACAGGAGGAUUAUGUUACAAAACAGUAUUUCCAACUCAAUCAAAUAAACAAAUUUUAGUUCUCGGUGGUUCUGGAGGAGUUGGAACAUUAGCAGUGCAACUAUUAAAAGCAUGGCGAAUGCAGGUUGUUACAACUUGCAACACUGAUGCAACUGAUUGUUUAUAUAAGUUGGGUGCUGAUACUGUAAUUGACUAUACAGAAAGUGAUGCAGAUGCAAAAAUAAUUGCAGAAGGACCGUAUGACAUUAUACUGGAUUGUGCUAAUGUGGGACCUGAAGUUGUUAAAUCUAAAAAAUAUCCACAUCACAAUUACAUAACUCUAAAUUCACCAUUAUUGAAAAAUAUAGAUGAACAUGGAUUGGUAUUAGGAGCAGUAAAAAAUAUUGGAGAUUUGUUAAAACAAAAUUUACCAUCAGAUGAAAUCAAGAGUUUUGUCAAGUGGGGAUUUUUUGCUCCAUCUCCUACUGGUAUAAAAACAAUUCAAGAAUUUGUUGAGUCCAGCAAGAUUGUUCCUGUAGUGCAAGAAGUAUUCCCAUUCAAAGAAUUACCUGAAGCUUACAAAAAAGUGCAAGAAGGUCAUUUGAGAGGAAAAAUAGUUAUUGAUAUGAGAUUUCAAGUGUAACUUGUGAACAUUUGAAGUUAAUGUAUCAACUCCGUAACCAACUUUAUUUCUAACUUCAAGCCAAUUAGUCAUAGCA
This is a messenger RNA of Trichogramma pretiosum, 1525 nucleotides long. RefSeq names its product reticulon-4-interacting protein 1 homolog, mitochondrial. Gene Ontology annotation, molecular function: zinc ion binding; oxidoreductase activity. Bases 256 to 1449 code for a protein of 397 amino acids. Gene Ontology annotation, cellular component: mitochondrion. NCBI's taxonomy places the organism in Eukaryota, Metazoa, Arthropoda, Insecta, Hymenoptera, Trichogrammatidae. The transcript is spliced from 7 exons. The record is from RefSeq and is a predicted model, not a curated record.